AUGUCCAUCAGCAAGGAAGAAGCCGAGGCCCGCCUUAAAGCCCGGAAGCCCAUUCCGAAGCCGAAACCGGCCUAUCUUCCCGUAACCGGGUCGCCGCUGACAGUUGACAAGGAACUGUACAGCACAAUCGCUGCCGCCCCGCGCGUCUUGAUCGAGGAGUUCGUACUACCCAUCAGGUCCGGAAGGGCUUGGAAGGCACCUGCCGGGUCGAUUGUACGCAUCAGCACCCCCGAGGGUCCGCAGGUUGGAGACCUGAAUAUCUGGAAUGCUCAUAACCCAAGAGAGAGAUUCUGGGCAUCUCGCACCAAGCAGCUCUACGCUUCUCACGUCUCGACGUACGACAGGCUGUGGUCGUGUCUGCCUUACAUGCGACCCCUUGUAACAAUCAUCGGCGAUAGUCUCUCAUGGUACGGCGUUGAUGAGCAUGGUGGUCGCGUUCACGAUUUGCUUGGUACCAGGUGCGAUGGGUACAUUUCGAGCGUGCUCUCGGGUAAGGGGUACGACUUCCAUUGUCACUCCAAUCUCACGCGGGCUGUAAUUCCCUUUGGCCUAAACGAGGGCGACGUGCACGAUGUCAUCAACAUAUUCCAAGUCACGGGCCUAGACGAACAGGGCCGCUAUUUUAUGAAUCCUUGCCCUGCGCAGAAGGGAGAUUACAUCGAGUUCUUGGCCGAGCAAGAUAUACUGAUGGCUCUAAGUACAUGCCCGGGUGGUGACUUAUCCUUAUGGGGCUUCGGUGCUGACAGCGAGAAGGAGAUGAUUAAAUGCUGCAGGCCGCUAAAAGUCCAAGUCUUCACGCUCGAGGAUGUAGAUCUCCUGCAGAGGGGCGGAUGGAAACCUGCUGAGCCUGCAGCGUACAAGGGAAUGCAUGGCUUGGUCGUGCCCGAGGGAGAACAUGGUGUUCCUAUUACUAAAUCAUAAAAGAAAAAGUAUAAAUAUUCCAAUUUUUCCCGAAACGCUAAUGCAAGAUAAAAUAUAGCAAUGCAUAUCGUGAACUUAAUUACGUGCCAGAACCUUCGUGUUCGUGAUAUGACGAUGCCGGAUCCCAGAACCCUACGCGCCCCGCUCCUCCACCCCGUUGUAUGCGAUGUUGUUGUUUUUGGACUUGGAGGACGUCACCACGCCCUUGGUAGCGAGGUCCUGGAUGCGCUGGCAC
This is a messenger RNA of Daldinia caldariorum, 1156 nucleotides long. RefSeq lists its product as uncharacterized. Bases 1 to 921 code for a protein of 306 amino acids. The record is from RefSeq and is a predicted model, not a curated record. NCBI's taxonomy places the organism in Eukaryota, Fungi, Ascomycota, Sordariomycetes, Xylariales, Hypoxylaceae. The transcript has 3 exons.